AUGGCGAGCUCUGCUAAUGCCUGGCCCGCCAACAGCGAGCCAGACACCGGACCCAGCGACGAGAGCAUCACAUUCACCUGCGCCGAGCAAUUCAUGAUGUACUGCAAAGCCGUGCGCUUCAACGACACCGACACGCAGGCCCGCAUCCUCGCGACCGCCAGCCCCAAAGAGCAGAAGCGCCUCGGCCGCCUGACAAAAGGCUUCGACCCCGUGAGCUGGGAUCAGGCCAAGAGCGGGGUGGUUGAGGCCGGCAAUAUGGCCAAGUUCGGGCAGAACGUUGAGUUGAGGCGCAAGCUGCUGGCGACGGGCGACCGGAUGCUCGCCGAGGCGGCGUAG
Messenger RNA from Lasiosphaeria miniovina, 336 nucleotides. RefSeq lists its product as uncharacterized. The transcript is spliced from 2 exons. Bases 1 to 336 code for a protein of 111 amino acids. NCBI's taxonomy places the organism in Eukaryota, Fungi, Ascomycota, Sordariomycetes, Sordariales, Lasiosphaeriaceae. The record is from RefSeq and is a predicted model, not a curated record.